AUGUUUUAUGCUUCAGAUCAGACAAAUGAAGAGCGAGAGUUGGACAAGGAAGAAAAGAAGAGGUACCUCAUAAGGAAGCUGAGCUUCCGGCCAAGCAUUGAGGAGUUGAAGGAAAGAAAAAUCAUAAAGUUCAACGACUAUGUUGAAGUCACUGAUGCAGAGAUGUAUGAUCGUCGUGCAGACAAACCUUGGACCAGACUGACGCCUAAAGAUAAGACUGAUGGACUUAAUUCUGUCUGUGGCCCUCCAUUCAGUAUACUGACAAUUGUUGCUCUCCUGGCUGACAGGCAACAAUCACGCAAGGAGCUGAAUGAGUUCAAGAGUAAAGAAAUGGAGGUCCAUGAGGAGAGCAAGCACCUCACAAGAUUUCACCGACCUUGA
Molecule: messenger RNA, 381 nt
Organism: Haliotis rubra (blacklip abalone)
Lineage: Eukaryota; Metazoa; Mollusca; Gastropoda; Lepetellida; Haliotidae
Product: phosphatase and actin regulator 1-like
Exons: 5
Coding region: 1-381 (126 amino acids)
Biological process (GO): actin cytoskeleton organization
Molecular function (GO): actin binding
Source: RefSeq, a predicted model, not a curated record